AUGCCCAACAUGUCACGAUUCAGUUUACUGAAUUCUCAAAAAAGAGGGAAAAAAGCAGAUUUGGUCCGCGGCGGAUUCCAGCCGCGCCUUCCGACUUCGCUGCCGCCCCCAGGGCAGCAGCAGCAGCCGUCGCCGCUACCACGCCGACAGCCCGUCCCGUUGAUGCCUCCCGCGCAGCUUCAUCCGGGAGCGCCCCAGGUGGUCGCUCCGGCGCCUGCGGUCCCUCUUCAGUCACCACCGCCUUCGGAGCUGAUGGACGUCGACCCCUCAGCCGGGCCGCCUUCCCAAGCGGUGGCUGUGCAGCCUGUCCUGCAGCCGCUUUCCUUGGGCACCCCCAAGGAGUCUGACACCGCAGCGCCUUGUCCGGCGCCCACUCAGCAGCCGUCGACGCAGCGUCAAGAGACGCUGCCUCUCUUCGUGGGUCCCGUCGCCCCGUCGCGUCCAGUACCAGAAGCUGCGCCCGUGGUCACAGGCGUUUAG
Messenger RNA from Schistocerca americana (American grasshopper), 480 nucleotides. RefSeq names its product vegetative cell wall protein gp1-like. Lineage: Eukaryota; Metazoa; Arthropoda; Insecta; Orthoptera; Acrididae. The record is from RefSeq and is a predicted model, not a curated record. Bases 1 to 480 code for a protein of 159 amino acids. The transcript is spliced from 3 exons.